Molecule: messenger RNA, 1286 nt
Organism: Nymphaea colorata (pocket water lily)
Lineage: Eukaryota; Viridiplantae; Streptophyta; Magnoliopsida; Nymphaeales; Nymphaeaceae
Product: peroxidase 5-like
Exons: 2
Coding region: 65-1093 (342 amino acids)
Biological process (GO): hydrogen peroxide catabolic process; response to oxidative stress
Cellular component (GO): plasmodesma; plant-type cell wall
Molecular function (GO): heme binding; peroxidase activity
Source: RefSeq, a predicted model, not a curated record
UAGAAUCGAGCUUUCCCACAAAUCGCUUCAUCCAUUGCUCUUUCGAGAUAGACGGACAAAAUACAUGAAGGGCAUCAUGGUGCCAUAUUCCUCUACUCAUGGCCGCCUCGCCAUGGCCGGUAGCUUGGCACUGUUCUGCCUGCUGAUGGGGUUGGCUUCAGUCGGAUUAGCUCACGAUGGCGAGCUGCGCGUCGGUUACUACAGCCGCAGCUGCCCUUCCGUGGAGGACGUCGUGAGAAGCACGGUCGCAAAGGCUGUUGCUAGCGAUCCCGGCAUGCCUGCUGCGCUGAUCAGGUUGCACUUCCAUGACUGCUUUGUCAGGGGUUGUGAUGCAUCUGUGCUGCUGGACUCCACCCCGGGCAACCCAGCCGAGAAGGAUUCCCCUACAAACAACCCCAGCCUCAAUGGAUUCGACGUCAUAGAUGCAGCCAAAUCCACCUUGGAGUCCCAAUGUCCGCAAGUCGUCUCUUGUGCUGACAUCGUUGCCUUUGCCGCCCGGGAGUCCGUCCGCAUCGCCGGAGGAUUUUACUACCCAGUGCCGGCCGGGCGACGAGACGGCCUUGUCUCCAAGAAAUCUGAAGUUAACCAGAACUUGCCGAUGGCAUUCUUCAACGUCAAGCAAUUGGAAGAGAACUUUGCAAGAAAGGGCUUCUCGUUGGAGGACAUGGUCACGCUGUCCGGUGCACACACGAUCGGGGAUUCCCACUGCUCUGCUUUUUCGAACAGGCUCUAUAACUUCAAGAACACAACGAAUGCAUCAGAUCCAUCCAUGGACCAGACGUAUGUGUCUGACCUGAAAAGCAAAUGCCCAGCUCCAGGAUCGGGGCAGGAUCCAACCGUAUCAUUGGACCCAGUGACACCACGGACGUUGGACAACCAGUACUACGUGAACGUGAAGUCGCACAGGGGCCUUCUCUCAUCAGACCAGGCAUUGAUGGACAGGGCAGACACGGCCAGGAUGGUGCUGGCGAACAUAAACAGUGGGUCGAUGUGGUUGCAUAAGUUUGCGGAUGCGAUGGUGCGGAUGGGGAAGAUCGAGGUGUUGACUGGGUCGCAGGGACAGAUCAGAAAGUCCUGCAGGGUUGUCAAUUGAAGUCGUUGGUUAGGUUUCAAUAAUGCUUUGAUCCCUAGUUCUGGCUGUCCGAAUCUGAAAAUCUAAAACCGUUCUUUUUCUCAUGUCUGAUAUUAUAGCAGACAAAAAUAAUGUGAUGAAGUUUGGCUAUGUCCAAUUGGCUAUCAUCACCAACUUUAUCCAUUUCAGUUGUACUCGUCAGACAAGUGAUUGU